Molecule: messenger RNA, 3435 nt
Organism: Etheostoma spectabile (orangethroat darter)
Lineage: Eukaryota; Metazoa; Chordata; Actinopteri; Perciformes; Percidae
Gene: pax3b
Product: paired box 3b
Exons: 9
Coding region: 421-1893 (490 amino acids)
Biological process (GO): anatomical structure development; regulation of transcription by RNA polymerase II
Molecular function (GO): DNA-binding transcription factor activity, RNA polymerase II-specific; RNA polymerase II cis-regulatory region sequence-specific DNA binding
Source: RefSeq, a predicted model, not a curated record
UCCGCUACUUUUGACUGUCUCUUCUCACUUUGAACCAGUGUCAACAAACAACAACAAUAUUUUCGUCUUUGCAGCGUCGUCUUGGCAAACCACAUUUCGAAGAGCCCAAAUACUGGCGAAAAACACGGAGAAGACUAAAAAACUAAGUUGUAUCAACAUCAAAAAAAAUUAAUUUUCUUCUUCUUUUUUUUUUUGUCGUCACAUUUGACUCCUCAGAGGGUUGUGGCUGUCCCGGGAUACACUGGUGCUCGGCUGUAGCCCGGGUGCGGAUAACUAAGGCUAACCGAGGCUAACCUUUCUGGAAGCUUCCUCACAGGAGACACGGCGAUUUCAACGACGACCUCCUGCUGCAAACUCGGUGUUGGAGCAACCGCCUCCCCGUUAGGAGGAGGUUUCGUUAGUCACUGGGGUGUUGGAGGUAUGACUGCGUUGGCGGGGUCAAUACCCAGGAUGAUGCGACCCACGCUGGCUCAGAACUACCCCCGCAGUGGCUUCCCACUGGAAGUGUCUACCCCGUUGGGUCAAGGCCGUGUGAACCAACUCGGAGGAGUUUUUAUUAAUGGCAGACCAUUGCCCAACCACAUCCGACAUAAAAUCGUGGAGAUGGCCCACCACGGCAUCAGGCCGUGUGUCAUCUCCCGUCAGCUCCGGGUCUCCCACGGCUGCGUGUCCAAAAUCCUGUGCCGGUACCAAGAGACGGGCUCCAUCAGACCCGGGGCCAUCGGUGGCAGCAAACCCAAGCAGGGAACAACGCCGGACGUAGAGAAGAGAAUAGAAGAAUACAAGCGGGAGAACCCGGGUAUGUUUAGCUGGGAGAUUCGGGAUAAAUUACUGAAGGAUGGGAUAUGUGACCGCAACAACGUUCCUUCAGUGAGCUCCAUCAGUCGCACCAUGCGGAGUAAGUUCGGGGGGAAAGGCGACGAAGAGGAGGAUGAAGAGGAAAUCGAGAGGAAAGAGUUGGAGGAGAACGACCGGAGGGCCAAACACAGCAUUGAAGGCAUCUUGGGAGACAGAUCAAGUCACUCAGAUGAGGGUUCAGAUGUUGAGUCUGAGCCUGAUCUGCCUCUAAAAAGGAAGCAGCGGCGCAGUCGGACCACCUUCACGGCAGAGCAACUGGAAGAGCUGGAGAGGGCCUUCGAGAGAACCCACUACCCUGACAUCUACACCAGGGAGGAGCUCGCCCAAAGGGCCAAACUCACCGAGGCCAGGGUUCAGGUUUGGUUCAGCAACAGGCGGGCAAGGUGGAGGAAGCAAGCUGGAGCCAGUCAACUGAUGGCAUUUAAUCACCUGAUCCCAGGGGGUUUCCCACCUUCAGCAAUGUCCAGCAUCUCCCCCUACCAGCUCUCUGACAGCCCCUACCCCCCCUCAUCUAUAGCACAAGUGUCAGAGCCCCCCAGCACGGUGCAUCGGCCCCAGCCUCUUCCUCCCUCCUCGGGCCACCAAGCCAGUGGCGGUGGAGGGCAAGUAGAAGGAGGCUCAGCCUACUGCCUUGCCUCUGGACGCCACUCCUUCUCAGGGUACUCGGACAGCUUUGGAGGACCGGGCAAUCCCAUGAACCCCGCCAUAGGAAAUGGACUCUCUCCACAGCAGGUGAUGGGUCUGCUGAACCCUGGCGGUGUGCCACAUCAGCCCCAAGGUGACUAUGCCAUCUCCCCUCUGACGGGCGGCCUUGAGCCCCCUGCUGGCAUGGCCGCCAGCUGCAGCCAACGCAUGGAUCACAUCAAGGGCCUGGAGGGUCUCACCAGCGUUCCCUCCAUGUCAGCUCUGCCCUCCCUGCCUAGCUCCCAGUCCUACUGCCCCCCCUCCUACAGCUCACCGGGCUACACCGUCGACCAUGUGGCGUCCUACCAGUACGGCCAGUACGGACAAAGUAAGGUGCCCUUUCUUAUCUGAGGCCUGAAAUCACCUGAUCAAGAGCUUCAGACUUCACAGAAGGACAUUUGUGUGUACAGUGAUGGAAAUCUUUUAAUAUCCGGACCAAAAUUUAUUUUGCUACCAUGUACCAGGACACAUUCUCCACUGCAGGACAUUUUAUUAUUAAUUGUUGUUGGAGGAAUUGACAAAAAAAAGAAGGGACCACAAGAAGGAAUAUCAGACCAAAAACUGUUAAUUGACUGAGAACAUUGCAUCAGAUGAACGGCAGAGAUGUCAGCGCUUAAUGAGGUUGGUGCAGUGGACCAUCUACAGUGCCUAGACGUGGCACUUUCCACAGGAAACUCCAGUGACCAAGCACCAUUCGUGGACUCUGCAUGUGGGGUGUUUGUGAGGGCAGCAAACCCAAAUCUAUUCAUCAUAAUCUGCCAGCCUUUGAGGCAAUGCUUGAAGAAACAUGUUUACAUAUCUUAGGGCCACAUGAGUACAUAUGAAAUUCCAUGUAUCCCCUAAUUAAUCCCCAAAUUGUAUGUGCCAAAAGGGGAAAAAGAAAAGGGCUUUGUUGAUAUUUUUUUUUACAUUUAUUUGAGAUCUCUGCAUCCCACACAUGGAGAGAAAUUCCAGAGACAGAGAAAACAAACGGAGGAAACAUAUCUGGGGGUUUUAUUGUAUCCGAAACUCUAAUGUACACCACAGCUGUACUGCAGUGAAAGUUCAUUCAAACAUUCCUCCUACCUCCCCCCCCCUUCCUCUUGCCUUUCUCUCUCAUUGAUCUUUCGGACGAUGAGGCAGGGAUCCUGGCCUUUUGUAGUUUUAGAGAGGAACUCUGAGGAGGUCAGGGGGUGACUUUAGGAAAAGUGACAGAUGAGAGAGCAGUAGAGGAGGGUAUCGAAGAAGUGGCUUUAAAGGAAAGGGGGUAGGGGGGGGGGAUAGGCAAGAUCGAUCACAGGGUUAAAAACCCUUUAAAGAUCCUCUCCCGGCAAGAAAAAGCCACCAGGUCACAAGUCACGACCGAGAAACACUUGAGAAACUGAGAGAGUUUAGACUAAAGACAGCCAUUCUCCCAUCUGACUAGAAGUGCAAUAUCAUGUAUCUUAGACUCGACUUCACAAUGAAAACAAUGACAAAACAAAAAAAAUCGAACGUGCUUCUUAAAGUCUUACGAAAGGGUUCGGAUUAAUUCUCUGGAUCUAGUUUGGGACCUUGCACAGGAACAGCACAUGUGCCUUUGAAGGCUUUUGGGUCCAAAACAAAUUUGAAACAUGGUUAAUAUUGCUGGAACAGUUCACUGAGGACCACAUUUAUAAAGACCUAACUCAUAGUGUCACGAGGAAAAGAAUGAAUCAAGGGAAUGCCAAUGUAAACAGAAAAUUACCAGGAAUGACAAAGCCAAAACUAUACUUUAUUAUUUUUUUGCAUUGCUUGGGACCUCUUCUUGAUUCUGUUGAUUACACUCUUGAGCUUAUCGAUUAGGUUUCUAACGCAUUCCAGACAUAUUUAUUGUCUCAAAUGUUCUGUAUGUCAACAGUGUUGUGGUAAAAAAUUCCCACAAGGUACAAGUGA